AUGGACCCCGCUACAAUUGUCCAGAUUAUAGGGACCGCUUUGUCUCUGGGCGAUGUCGUUUGCAAAAGCAUAAUAAAGCUCACAUCUAUAAAGGCCCGUUAUCAGGCUGCUCCCUUGGUUCUGUCUACCAUGAUUGGUCAGCUUUACAUUGUGCAGUCGGCCCUGGAUCAAUUGCAAGCCUUGAACAACCCAGAGUACAGCCGAAGUCUGCGGCAUAAUCAACUAGCCCGUCAAGUAGACAACUCUCUCGACAGCUUCAGCAUCCUAAUUCUCGCUCUUGGAGAGCAGCUGGAACGAUUUCACUCUACGGAGUCCUCUGGCAUGCCUGUCAAAGGUCGGUUGUCCUUCCUCUGGAGCGAGAAAGAGAUGUCCGAAUAUUCUAUUCUGCUCGACCGCCAAGUCAACGCCCUCAAUCUUUUACUCCAAGCAUUACAAUGCGUAUCAUGGUCGGACCAAGACGACCUGAUGUCUAGCCAUGAGACCAUCGAGGUAUUACGUCUUGCUAAAGACUGCUCGUCAUCAAUCAUUGGUCUCGAAGACGGCUCCUCGAGUUGCAGAUCCGAGUCUACUGAUAUGAUAGGCAUGCGCUUCGAUUUUGACAGGGUCAUUCUUGGUACAAGCGUUUACCAGAAAGCCCAGAGGUCGCAUCUUCGACAGACUAUAGAGGUCAGCAGAUUAGGACACCCAAAUCAAACACCUGUUCUCACCACCUCUGACGAAGAAGCAUCGACCUCGCGGGAAUCAAUAUCCACAAUUCAGGAAACGCCCAUCUCACACAAGUCAUCACUCUCGAUAAAUUCACUUGAGUCUCCCGACUCAGAGGCACGCCAAAAACCUACGCGUCGACAUGCAAUUCAGGCCACAAAGAACCACGCAAAGGUGCUGAUAUUGGGCACUUCAGAAAGUGGAAAAUCGACGCUUUUGAAAGCUUUUGCCAUCAAUCAGGGACAUUAUGAUGAUGAAUAUUACAAAGAUUCCAAAGAGAUUAUUUGGAGCAAUGUUAUUCAAAGUACCCGGGUGAUUUUGGACGCAAUGGAAUCAUUGGACCUCCCGCUUGAUAAUACAAGGCUCAUUGAUUACCAUGUUCAAACGAUCUUUCAGCAACCAGCUCAAGUAGAUACCCUGCCACCUCAGAAAGUUUGCAAAGCAAUCAAAAUACUUUGGGAGGAUGGAGGAUUUCGCGAUGCUUAUAAGCGCAGGGCCGAAUAUCAAUUAUUGGACUGUGCAGAGCCUUUUGCCAAGGACGUGGAAAGAUUGAUGGCGCCAGAAUACGUGCCGAGCAACCAGGAUAUAAUAUUUGCCAGAGUGAAAACAGCCGGGAUCUGUGAGACGACCUUCAACUUCAAAAAUCUCGACUAUAGCUUCUACGAUCCUGGAGGCGUACGAUCUCAAAGAAAGAAGUGGGUACACGUCUUUGACAUGGCCACGACGGUCAUAUUCACGGUGGAUACAGCAAACUAUUGCAAGUUGCUCUUUGAGAAUGAGAGUGUGAACCGAAUGCAAGAACAGCUCGACUUGUUUAGGAGCAUUGUGAAUAGUCGAUGGUUUGUACACAACACUUUCAUCAUCGUAUUCACCAAAACAGACCUCCUCGAAGAGCACUUCCGCAUCCACCCUGUGGAAUUCUAUUUCACUGAUUUCGUCCCUGCGGAAGGGAGCGAUAAUGAAAAGGUGGAUUAUUACCUGCAGUAUCUUGAGAAGAGGUUCAAGGGCUUGAUCGUGUCGGAUCACCAUCAGAAGCGGAUUCGAUGCAUACGCGCACGGUUCGACGACAUUGACUCCCACAAUCCAGCCAGUGAGAUACUGGAGACAUUGGAUGACUUGUUUUGGACUUACCAUGCCACUCUUGACGGCUCCGGAUCAAUCUAUGAACAGCUGGGAGAUUCAAACGGCAUUCAAAAAGUUCGGCAACGCAUGCUCAGAAUUCCCAACCGUUUUUUCAAUCGAAAUUGGAACUAG
This is a messenger RNA of Pestalotiopsis fici W106-1, 1959 nucleotides long. RefSeq lists its product as uncharacterized. Gene Ontology annotation, molecular function: guanyl nucleotide binding; GTPase activity; G protein-coupled receptor binding. Gene Ontology annotation, biological process: adenylate cyclase-modulating G protein-coupled receptor signaling pathway. Gene Ontology annotation, cellular component: heterotrimeric G-protein complex. The transcript has 2 exons. The coding region runs from base 1 to 1959 and encodes 652 amino acids. Lineage: Eukaryota; Fungi; Ascomycota; Sordariomycetes; Amphisphaeriales; Sporocadaceae. The record is from RefSeq and is a predicted model, not a curated record.